AUGGAGAAAAACGACUACCUCUUCGUCCAUUUGACAUCGUCUCCUAAAGAUCGAACGUCGCAACAACUUCAGUAUGCUGCAUGCAAGGCCCAUAUAUCUCGAAAAGUCCACCGAAACCGCCGCCAAAAGCUGAAGAAGCAGGACGAGGAUACCUGCAGGAACCACAGUUCAGAGUCGACUCCUAACACAGCCCUGCUGCCCGUGAUAUUCAGGGGAAACUCUGAUCCUUUCAGUUGCCAGAUGAUUACGGUGACGCCCAUUGUGAAUCACGCGGUCUCAUUCGUUCGAUUCCAUCUUAGUCGGUGCUGGUCGCCAACCUACAUGGCCCGGUUUGAGGAUAUCAACCCGGUAGACUGUCCCAUUUUUGGAAUCAGCAGCACGAUCGGCAUGAUGGCGGCUAAAUGGGUCUGGUCCUUUUUUGUUGCGGAUGUUGGGACAUUCUGGUCUGCUGUGGCAAGUGUACUGCCACUGAUGACUCGCUUCGUUCCGCCGGCGAGUGUACGUGAACUCGAACGAGUCUCUCUGGAGCUCAAGGCAAAAGUCCUGGCAGGUCUGAGAAGAGCUCUGCAGGACGGGCCACUGAAACAUCAGCCUAGCAUGACUCUGAUCUACCAAGUCAAAGCGCUAUUCCGAGAGGCCACGACGAGCGGAGAUACCCAUAGCGCCAGCAUCCACGCGAAAGUCCUGUUAUCGCUUGCCGAGCAACUACCCGUCCAAGAAUGCCAAGGUGGUGAAGAUGUCCUAGGCAUAGCUCUGUGGGGAGACAGCCUCUCAGCUCUAUUUCAACUGCGUCGACCGAUCCUCAAUUACCUCAAUUGGAUGCCUCAGAUAGUCGCCACCACGUGGACUUCGGCGGAAUCUCUGCUCCCCGUACCUCAUAUAAGCGAUCUCUCUGUCCCUGAAAGCGUGAUCAGUCCACAGCUUCGACAGGCGUUCAGCCACAUCCGUCGAGUCCUGAACAUCGGCAAGGUUCUGAUGCCUCUUGACGGCGACGACCAUCUCAGACGCGCCCAGCUGAUCUUCCAUUGGCUUACCACCAAGUCUGAGUAUCACAUAAGUAGCUUGCUGGACCUGUAUUUCGACCUCACCGAGGCAGAGACAUCCCGUGGGUCGAGCGAAGGUGGUAGACACACCGAGGCAGCUCUCGCACUGGCUCUAUUGUACGUUUUUCAAAAGAGCUUUAGCGACACCUCGCAAUCUGACUGCAUCGAUAUUCACGACAGCACAGCCGUGGUUCAUCCGGCACUCCUCGCCAGAAUGAAGACUGCACUUUUGAUCUGCUCGCAGCAAGAACGCGUUUUGUACAAAGAUGUACAUUUCUGGAUACUCUUCAUAGGCUCGUUUUGCGAAGAGCGCUUACAGACCAUAAGCCCACGAGAUCACAAUAUGCUCGGGGAGUGGUUCCAUCAGCAGCUCGCCGAGCAAGCUCUUGAAGCGGGACUCAGCAACUGGGUUGACGCUAGAUCUGUACUGGCGAGAUUCGUCGUCAACGACUUCCUCAUGCCUCCUGCGCAGAAGUGGUAUGGACAGACAAUAUCUCAUUAUAGCAGUGUGUGA
Fonsecaea multimorphosa CBS 102226 is the source of this 1557-nucleotide messenger RNA. RefSeq lists its product as uncharacterized. The transcript has a single exon. Bases 1 to 1557 code for a protein of 518 amino acids. The record is from RefSeq and is a predicted model, not a curated record. Lineage: Eukaryota; Fungi; Ascomycota; Eurotiomycetes; Chaetothyriales; Herpotrichiellaceae.